Molecule: messenger RNA, 896 nt
Organism: Epinephelus moara (kelp grouper)
Lineage: Eukaryota; Metazoa; Chordata; Actinopteri; Perciformes; Serranidae
Gene: iqcc
Product: IQ motif containing C
Exons: 5
Coding region: 57-737 (226 amino acids)
Molecular function (GO): protein binding
Source: RefSeq, a predicted model, not a curated record
AAAAGUUUGAGUUCCUCUCCCGCUCUACGAGACGACGCAGUCAUGUUACCAUAGCAAUGGACAGAAGCAAAUGGGAGCAUAUACUCACCUGUUUUCAGGCUUCUGCACGUGGAUACCUGGUGAGAAACGAAAUCCGUCGUGCACGAAAAGACUUUGAGGACAUCGUGACAGAGAUUGAUGGAGGCUUGACCCAUGUAGAGUGGAGGCAGGGGGUUAUUCCCAUCCCUCGCUUCACAGACACUGAAGGCCCAUUUCUACGACUCAGCAGCUCUGCCAGCAAACCUCCAAACCCACGACUGGAUGUCAGUGCCAGCCACCACAGUCCAUCAUCAUCAUCCUCAGCACCCUUAUCAGAGAACAGAGGAGAUUAUCCUGUCCUGUUGGAGAGGACAGAAGCAGAGAGAGAUGAUUCACAAACCAAAGGUCAGGACUUUCUUUCUCAGGACUGUUUCCACAGCAGCAGUGUUAGAGGGGAUGGAGAGGGACAGAGAGAAAGCACAGUGGAGGAGAGAGAUGGAGACUCUACUACCGUCUGGAGCAGUUUGGAGCUGGACGUGAGCUAUGGUCACUCUCACAAAGGUCCUCAGCAGUACGGCUUGGCUCAGGAGGUGCCCUGUACCCCAGAGGCCUUGCGUCGCCAUAGAAACACCCUGACCAUGGAGCUGGUUUGGCUCCAGCAGGCCAUUGAAAGCAGGAAGAAGUACUUGUCACUGAAGGACAGGCUGAGUGUUUCCUGACAGCAGACGUAAUCUGAACUGGACCAGACAACUGAAGUCACUCAAGUAGCGUCUUAAUAUUUUAUACAGAAACACGGUAAAUAAAUUGAUGUCUGUGGUUUUGAUCACGUGUUGGAUGAAAUAUGUACAUUGUGUAUUUAAAAUAAAUGAAUUUUAUUU